Messenger RNA from Chenopodium quinoa (quinoa), 1835 nucleotides. RefSeq names its product plant intracellular Ras-group-related LRR protein 7-like. The record is from RefSeq and is a predicted model, not a curated record. Bases 446 to 1231 code for a protein of 261 amino acids. Gene Ontology annotation, molecular function: protein binding. NCBI's taxonomy places the organism in Eukaryota, Viridiplantae, Streptophyta, Magnoliopsida, Caryophyllales, Amaranthaceae. The transcript is spliced from 10 exons.
GCACGUACGAUUUUUCUUUUUUCUAUGGAGAAUUAACUCUUUAACUCAAGAAAUCAAAGCAUGACAUUAAUUAAACUUCAAAUAUACAAAGUGACAAAUCGUCGAAUUACAUAGGAAUAGUCAGUCAACUAACGUAUCAAUCAACAAGUGAUGUUGUACAGUACAAUCCAACUUUAGGAGAGAGACUAUACACUCCCAAAAGACGCGGUAUUUCGCAUUAUUAAAUCAUCCCAAAAAAAUAAAAUAAAAAACCUUUGUUCUUCAUCUCCAAAAAACCCCACCAUUUUUCAGAAAUUCAACGUUCAAUUCAUUCAAAUUUGCUGCAAAUUAAUCAUCAUCUGAAUUUUUCUAUUGAUUUUAUCAUCUGGGUAUUUUAAAUUUAUGCUGCAAGUUUACUCAUUUGAUUGAUUAAUGCGAUAGAAAAGAGGAAAAGAAGAGAGAGAAAAUGGGGUGUGUUUCCAGUAAAACAGCGGAUUCUAAAGCUAAUAGAGUUGCUCGAUGGCGUUCCACUGGCAUUGUUGCUCUUCGAGACUCCAAAUUGAAGGCAUUUCCUGAUGAAGUUCUUACCCUUGACAGAGCUGUACGCACAGUGGACUUAACACACAACAAAAUAGUUGAUGUUCCAGUAGAAAUCAACAAAUUGAUCAACAUGCAGCGCCUGAUUUUGGCAGAAAAUCUUAUUGAAUGUCUUCCAAUGAACCUGGGGAAACUUCAGUCUCUAAAAGUAAUGACACUUGACGGGAAUCGACUUUCUGGCUUGCCUGAUGAAUUGGGUCAACUGGUACGGCUUGAGCAGUUGUCAGUAUCUCGGAAUGUGUUGACAUACUUACCAGAGACUUUAGGGAGUCUUAGGAAUUUGAAGCUCUUAAAUGCAUCAAACAACCAGUUAAAAUAUCUUCCUGAAUCAAUUGGGAGUUGCUUUUCACUCGAGGAGCUUCAAGCAAAUGAUAAUUCCAUUGACGAUCUUCCUCCUUCAAUAUGUAAUCUCGUUCACCUGAAAUCACUUUCUCUGAACAACAACAAUGUGAAAGAGAUGCCUGCAACUAUACUCAGAGACUGCAAAAUCCUGCAAAGUAUAUCCUUGCAUAAUAAUCCCAUUUCCAUGGAUCAGUUCCAACAGAUGGAAGGUUACCAAGAAUUUGAACAACGACGGAGAAAGAAGUUUGACAAACAAAUAGAUUCGAAUGUGAUGAUAAAUUCAAAGGGUCUAGAUCAGGGUGUUGAUUCGUGAUUCUGUGUAUCCUACACCAAUUUUGAUGAAAUAUCUUGGUUGUCAAACAAAUUUAAGCUGUGAACAUCUGAGGCAGAGAUAACUGCUCAGAUUGUGUUUCUCCAGCUGAAUCUAUCCAGUCGUGUUCAGUCAUCUUGCUGCUCAUUUAACUUCAGUCAAAAUGGUGAAAUGGCCUCUGUAUAUGAUAAUUUUUUUUCGGGUAAUUUGUUAUCUGGUCUCCCGAAGCUGGAAGCUUUAUAUUGUGCAGGUGUGUAUAUAGAGAAAGAGUUCCCUUGCAAAUUGCUACAUUGAACUUGCAACCACAGGAAGUUUGAUAUACUGAGUUUACGAAUUGCUUGUUUUUUUAAGUGUUUAUAUAAGUUAUAUUGGCCUUCUUUGCAUCUAUGACAGCAUCUUUCAAGUAUACUGUGUACUUUCAUUGGCCGUGUGUGGCAAUUAGCAUUAAAGUGCUUGUAUUUGUCGGCUUGACUAGCUAUUUGUAAACGCUACUAACCAGCAUUUUCGAGUUAGAGUUUGGAACAGAUUACAAACUUAACAAUUAGCGGAUUGCAGACUUGCUGAGGUUAACCUCAAUAAGUGCUCUAAUCCGCUAAAAGCUCUUCAA